Molecule: messenger RNA, 2052 nt
Organism: Glarea lozoyensis ATCC 20868
Lineage: Eukaryota; Fungi; Ascomycota; Leotiomycetes; Helotiales; Helotiaceae
Exons: 2
Coding region: 1-2052 (683 amino acids)
Source: RefSeq, a predicted model, not a curated record
AUGGCAGCAGACUACACCAGGAAGCAGCUGCACACUCUUCCAUCAGAAACCCUUCAGCAAAUAGCACACUAUCUCUACAAUUCGCAUGGACCAAGUCUUAACUGUUUUGCAUUAGUAAACAAAUCUUGUCACGAUGCUACUCUUCCCGUACUCUUUCAACAUGUCUAUCUCACAAUUAGCAACCCGGAAGAUUUACACCGCGACGUUAAUGCCCUUUCAAGUGUUCUCAUUCGUACGAACUCGGCCGGCCACGUCCGAUGUUUUAGCAUUGAAGGAGAAUUGAGGGUACCUGACGAAUUGAGCAGCGAGGAGAGUGAGUACGAGAGUCGCGAUUAUGCCAAAUCAAUGGGCCACGACGAAAUUCUAGGCAGCGAUAUGUUGACUGACCAGAGGCUCUCGAAACACUUUGUGGUUAGCGAGGAUGUGAUCGAAAGAUGUUCCAAUGAGGAUAUAGCAUGGGCCCCAGCCGCCGAGUUCAUCAGCACACUACCCUAUCUCACAACUCUAAUCUACGAUUGUAAAAAUCAGUUUCCUCCUAGCCUUCUUGACGCCCUUCAUAAUUUUCAGCCUCAAUGUAGAUUACACCAUCUUACCUUUCGGUUUCGAUCGUUACUCCGAGGGAUUCCGGAACCGUAUGAAAUGGCUCUAGCUACGUCUCCUUGUUUGUAUAAAGUCAAGGUGGAAUGGAGUUGGCGAGAUUCGAACUUGGACGACGAUUCUAAUCUAGAAGCUAUUAUGGAGCUUGCUGCUGGUCUUGCUCCUCAUCUGAGAGAGGUUGAGGUUUUAAAUAAUAGACCACAUGAGCAGGCGAGUCGGCGGUACUUCGACCGCCCACGAAAGGCAUGGACAGGUCUUCCAGGUUUCGUCCGAGGAUCUAUAGGCUCCUUGACGUCGCUUUCCCUAACAGGGAAGCUAAAGUCGUGGAGUAUGACUUCUGAGAUUCGGGCAUGGGCACAACACACAGACUUCGGGCGUCUCGUUCAUCUGAGACUAGGUGGAGAUUACGGCCUUGAUGACUAUUCCAGAUUACACGGCGAGACGAUCCACACGAUUGCGCAGGAAUUUACAUUCCCACAACUCAAAACACUUCAGAUCGGUAUAGAUCGGGUGGACAUGUCAAGGGAAAAACCUGAAUAUAGCGACAACGUUAGCCACUUCUUCAAGUUGCUCGAGCCGCUUGAGGAGCUUUCAGUAUCCGGCUCCUUUGAUGUCAAGAUCUUAGAUGCUAUUAUAUCCCGACACGGCCAAACGUUGAAGAAGCUAGCUAUACGUCCAGGUGAAGGGGAAUGGGGUCCAAGCAAUCUCCCACGUCGAUUAAUACUACCCUUUACGUUUACAGAAGAACAUAUCUUACAAAUUGAUACCGGGUGUCCGGUAUUAGAUCAUCUAGCUCUCGUGGUUAAGCGUACACAUUCCGAUGCCGUCGAAGCUAAUAUCUACAAAUCCUUUGGACAAAUAAGAAGCUUAAGAUCUCUCUUCCUAACCUUAGACUGCUCUGAGUGGCGGGUGACUCGCGACCCCGAUUCACAGAGAGAUCCCUUGUUUGACGCCUUCGAUCGCGAAACUUACCCAAGAUUCGACUUUCUAACGAAAGGCUCUCUACGUAAAAUGCUCUCAAAUUGCGCAGUGGAUGAGACGCUCGCAAGGUCGAUCUGGGAAACUAUCAACCGGAACAAAUUAGGUCUAAAGCUAGAGUAUCUAAAAUUGUGGACCACAGGCGGUGGUCAUUGGGGAAACGGUAGCAGCAGCGGUGGAAUAUCAAAGGUUGUAGAGCAUCUGAGUCGCUCGUGGUUGAUUGAGCGAAGGAUUCGAGAUGAUGAAAGACAUGUUAUCGAUCUCAAGGAGCUAGGUCAGAGAGCUAGAGAGGCUCGCGAUGAUGCUGACCGAAAUGGCUAUUUGCGAAAUGUGCGAGCGGGAGAGGAUGUACUGAAGAAGCUUCAGGAUGUUGAAGAAGAGAGUCCGACUCUUCAGGUACUACGUCGCGUUUGGCCCCGUACUGAGGAGGGUAUGGAUUGGCGAGAUGACUGGUCGAGUUUGCCUUUACAGGUCUAA